AUGGGGUGGCUGACCACGAUGGGUGCAUGGCGUCCGGCGUCGCUGUGCAUGACACACGGUGGCUGUAAUAUUCUUAUGAGGUUUGUGAAGGUUGCCAUCGUGCUCUUACAUGGUUUUGGUGCCAGCGCCACCCAGACAGCAACCGAGGAUGGCAACGCUGUGAUGAAGGCGGCUUGGUUCUCUACUACCUCACCUGGCGAGGAGGCCAGCGCCUGGAUGAGGUACUCGAUGAACUGCAGCACAAAUGGUGGUGCAAAUGGCCUCCACUCCGUCCUGCUGCCGGGAUGCGCAGGAAGUGCCGGCUCGUGCUACGUCAGCUCUUCAACCUUCCGUCGACUGAUUAUCAACGGUUGCGAGGUCGUCGUGAUGAGUGCGGGUGAUUUUCGUUGUGAUGGGCGCCAAGAUGUCGUGGUCGCAGAUUGCCCAGCGAGUGCACACUUUGGCAUUGAAGAGGACGAGACGUUCGCUCAAGCUCCCACUCCGGUCAAAGCCCCAUACGAGCACAACGCCCGUAUCCUGAUUGGACGCGGAGUGAACAAGACUCUGACUACUAGGACAGUAUCUUCAACCACUGGGAGUUCAACCACGACUCUGACUACUACGACGGUAUCUUCAACAACGAGGAGUUCAACCACGACUCUGACUUCUACGACAGUAUCUUCAACCACUGGGAGUUCAACCACGACUCUGACUUCUACGACAGUAUCUUCAACCACGGGAGUUCUACCACGACUCUGA
Messenger RNA from Prorocentrum cordatum, 738 nucleotides. The record is from the annotation of a GenBank genome assembly. Lineage: Eukaryota; Dinophyceae; Prorocentrales; Prorocentraceae.